AUGGGAGACCUCAACAACGAUCCUCUGAUGCGCAACCAAAACGCCGUCGUUCAGGCCCGUACCAAGGCCCAGAACCGCGCCAAUGUCCUUCAGCUCAAGCUGAUUGGACAGAAUCACCCAAAUGGUCUCACAGCGAAUCUAUUGAAGCUCUUUGAGCCUAGGCCUCCUUUGGAAUAUAAACCGCCCCCGGGAGAAAAGAAAAUGUCCACCGCUUAUAGGGAUGGCGCAAUUUGUGAGCAAGUUACAUUCCCAGAAUUAGAGACGCUGGCUAUCAGGUACAUGAAUCGUUGGAACUCAAUAUGGCACAAUCAACAAGCUCCGAAUUCGUUUUGCAAGCUGAAUAAAGUAGAAAUUACUGGAUGUGAUGCCUUGCAUCAUGUUUUUCCAAUUGCUAUGCUUAAGGAACUUCAACAGCUCCAAGUGCUUGAAAUAUCCACGGCUAAUAUAGAGAAUACUGUUGAAGAGAAUAAUAGUCAUGAUGUUGAACAAGGUUUCCUUUGCACUCUUUAA
This is a messenger RNA of Sphenostylis stenocarpa, 510 nucleotides long. The record is from the annotation of a GenBank genome assembly. Lineage: Eukaryota; Viridiplantae; Streptophyta; Magnoliopsida; Fabales; Fabaceae.